AUGCGUGGUGGUCCUGAUCGCUUAAGAAUGUGUGUUUUGUACUUUCUAGCAAGCGUGUUAGGUGGUAAGGCUAAGACGGGGAAGGGAGCUCCCUCGGUAGACCCUUUAUUCUUGAGGAUGGUAGAAGAUCUCGAUGCGUGUAGAACAUUUCCUUGGGGGAGGUUAUCAUUUGAGGCAAAUCUAAAGGAAAUUGAACAUACAUUGAGGCACUUCAAUGGGGUCGUCGAAACCGAUUCUUGGACGUUUCCUGACUUUGUUACUCCCUUGGAGUUGCUACCUUUUGAAGCAAUACCUUGUUUGAAGGACACAUACAGAGAAGAAGCUAAAGGAGCAGACAUAGAGUGUCGUCGGAUGUGUAAGAUAAAGUUCAGACCAUUCACUCUCAAAGGAUUUCCUCUGUCGGACCUCUACGAAACACUCGGUAAUACCAAAGAUAUCCAGAGUAUCUUGGAACCAUCUGCUGAUGAGGAAUAUAUGUUAGCAGAUGUCAUGGAAAGGUAUGAAGACCCAGAUAACAGUGAUACAAUUCCUGAUACUUGGACGAGUCGUAUAAUUGAUGAUGGGAAGCCGAUAUUCUGGAAGGAUAUGAGCUUGUACGAUGAAAAAAACCGAGUUGAACCAGCGAAGAAUGCAUCCUCUAAAUCUCCAGCGCCGAGUGGGAUUGUGGACCAGAUUCAAGGGUUGAAGAAGAGUAUGGAUGAGCAGUUCCAACUAAUGAGAGACCAAAUCAAUGGCAUGGAUAUUAGAUUGAAGUCCGUUGAAUCUUAUGUGAAAGAGGCAAUUCGAAGUGAAUGUCUUGGAGAAGAGAAGGAAGGAGAAGAACAAGGUGAUGAAGGAGAAGAACAAGGUGAUGAAGGAGAAGAGGGAGAAGAAGGAAAAAAAGGAGAAGAAGAGAAUGAAGAAAAAGUUGAAGAGAACGAAGAAGUUGGAGGAGAGGUUGCAAAGAAGGAAAAGAAGAAGACGAAGACGAAGGCAGCGGUUGUCAGAAAGUAUUUGACCAGACAACGGUCUGGAAUUCAGGAACAAUCUGGUGUUUCAGUCGAGGAAGGGGAGGUGCAGCAUGAGAAGAAGAAGAAGAAGAGUAGGAAUUAA
This is a messenger RNA of Eutrema salsugineum, 1092 nucleotides long. RefSeq lists its product as uncharacterized. The record is from RefSeq and is a predicted model, not a curated record. Lineage: Eukaryota; Viridiplantae; Streptophyta; Magnoliopsida; Brassicales; Brassicaceae. The transcript has 2 exons. Bases 1 to 1092 code for a protein of 363 amino acids.